Meira miltonrushii is the source of this 1282-nucleotide messenger RNA. Its product is annotated as glycoside hydrolase. Gene Ontology annotation, biological process: carbohydrate metabolic process; chitin catabolic process. Gene Ontology annotation, molecular function: chitinase activity; chitin binding. The transcript has a single exon. The coding region runs from base 89 to 1282 and encodes 397 amino acids. Lineage: Eukaryota; Fungi; Basidiomycota; Exobasidiomycetes; Exobasidiales; Brachybasidiaceae. The record is from RefSeq and is a predicted model, not a curated record. Gene Ontology annotation, cellular component: extracellular region.
AAGUGGAGGCGGAUCAUAUCAACAAUCUGGCUAUCCCCAAUAUCAACAGCCAGGGUAUCAUCAACCUCCUCCCCCUCCUCAUCAUGCCAUGCAACAAGGACCUCCUCAUCAACAUGGUGCACCUCCUAAAAUUCACGUAGGAUACUUUACCAAUUGGUCCAUUUAUGGUCGCAAAUAUCAUCCUAGCAAGAUUCCGGUCCAACAACUAUCGCACAUCCUUUAUGCCUUCGGAGAUGUACGAGAGGAUGGAACUGUGUUCCUGACAGACUCUUGGUCUGAUGUUGAAAUUCAUUACGAUGGUGACUCUUGGGAAGAUGAAGGGAAGAAUUUGUACGGAAAUUUCAAGCAACUGUUACGAAUGAAACAACAAAAUCGACAUCUCAAAGUGUUGCUCUCUAUUGGCGGUUGGACCUUUUCUUCGCAUUUCGCCGCUGUGAAAACUCCACAAGGCCGAACGCAGUUCGUACGAUCAGCCAUGCAAAUCUUGGAGGACGUGGGACUAGAUGGGUUGGACAUCGAUUGGGAAUAUCCGAAAAAUACACAAGAAGCUGAUCAAUACGUUCAAUUGUUGGGCGAAUUGCGUCAAGCUUUGGACGCUCGUGCCAAUGCGAUGCAAUCAAGACAUUGGCUCAGCAUUGCUGCUCCUUGUGGUGAACAAAUGCGAACGCUACACGUUAGCCGUAUGGACCCUUAUUUGGACAUGUGGAAUUUGAUGGCAUACGAUUUCUGUGGAACAUGGUCAGAAAGGUCAAGUCAUCAAGCAAAUCUGUUACCUUCACAAUCAUGCGAAGCAAGUGUGGAAAAUGCUAUUCAAUUCUAUACUUCACAAGGCGUCGCUCCUCACAAGUUGAUCUUGGGAAUGCCAUUGUACGCUCGAGCAUUUGCACAAACCAAAGGAUUAGGACAUAAAUUCCAUGGAGUACCCGAAGGUGGGGCAGAACCGGGAAAUUUCAAUUAUCGUGAUUUACCAUUACCGCAUCAUGAAGAACAAUUUGAUUCACAAGCUUUGGCACAAUUUUCCGUUUGUCAAUCACGUAAAGAAUUCGCAUCGUAUGAAGGACCCGAAAGUGUGGAUGCAAAGUGUGAUUAUAUUCAUAAACGUGGCUUAGGCGGUGCGAUGUGGUGGGAAGUAUCUGGUGAUGCGGAUGAAGAGAAAGGUGGCGUUGAACGUGCUUUGAUUCCACGAACGGCUUUUCGAUUAGGUGCCUUGGAUCCAACACCCAAUAACUUACGCUACCCUUACUCCCAAUAUGACAAUGUUCGCUCAGGACAACCUCUUUAG